AUGGCAUUGAUUUUGGGUGAUUUCAUCUGGGUUAACGUUUUCACCGCACUUGUUGUAGUGUACAUCGUCAAGUACUACUAUUCAUGGUAUACACGGGAGAAUCCGAUUCCUGGACCAUUUCCUUUGCCUUUAAUAGGAAAUUUACAUCAGUUGGGACUGGAUAUGGGGAAAGGAGCGGUCAAAUUACAAAAGGAGUUUGGGGACAUGUUUGAAAUAUAUUUAGGACCGACAAGAGCGAUAUUUAUAAGUAGAGCGGAACUUACGGAAAAAAUUUAUAAUCCGACGUUAAAGAAUAAUGAAUUCUCCCUUCGCACACCCUCUAACCCAGGAUUGGAGGAACUUCAUCUGACAGAGACCGGUAUCACAUUUAAUAGGGAUUUGAACGCUUGGAAAUUCAAUAGGCGUAUCUUAAACCUCACAGUGAUGUCACCAAAAUUCAUGAGGGAGAGCGUGAAAUUCACCAAUCAAAUUUGCGAUGAGUUGGAAAAGUAUUGGUCUACGAUUAAUCCCAAUAAUAAAAUUGAUUUUGCAAGGUGGACUUCUUGUCUCGCCGCUGAUAUUAUCGUGACCACUUCAACCGGAACCAAGGGUUACUCCAUGGCCGAUUAUAUUAAUAGCCUACCCAAUUCGAUUAAAGUCAAGAUUUCCGAAAAUAUUCUCGGGGAAUCCUUAAAAUUUAUUGAAUCCAUGUAUAUGUUUAUCUCAUGCGUCAUGUUCUAUUUCUCCUUUCCUCCUUUCGUUAGAAAGUUCGUCCCUGUAAUUAAAACGAUGUACCAUAAGUAUCGUGACAACAAUAUAUGGUUAAAUGCCGAAUUAGAUAGGAUUAUCUGUAACAGAAAACGAGAAAUCCAAAGUGCCCCUUCUGAUCAACCUAUAGAGAACAACGUAUUAAAUUUAUUAAUCACUUUAAAUACUGAAAUGGAUACCAAUAAGAUCACUGGUAUCGAUUAUUCGAGACCGUUGACUAACAUAGAAAUUUCCUGCACGUUAAAGGAAAUCUUUGACGCCGGAAUGGACACGACCCGAAACGUAAUGUGCUAUAUCAUGUUUUACAUUAAUAAAUAUCCCCAAGUUAAAGAUAAGUUGAUUCAGGAAUACGAAUCGAUCUACGGGGAUCUAAGCAAGAAGUUAGAUGUUACUUACGAAUCACUUGAUAAAUUAGUUUAUACCGAAGCCGUGAUCAAUGAAGUCACACGUCUCAUACCGCCAUUACCCGUAUUCAUGCGUGCUGCCACUUUUGAUACCGAAAUUGGUGGUUACAAGAUCAAGAAAGAAACGACCGUAAUUUUAACCAAAUUCGAAAUUAACCUCGCGGAUCCUGAAGCUCCGUUAAAAUUAUCAUAUCAUGGAAUUCAGCAUUGUGAUGAAUUAUAUAUGUAUAUUAAUCAAAAAUCGAAUGCUUAA
Messenger RNA from Funneliformis mosseae, 1404 nucleotides. NCBI's taxonomy places the organism in Eukaryota, Fungi, Glomeromycota, Glomeromycetes, Glomerales, Glomeraceae. The record is from the annotation of a GenBank genome assembly.